Vombatus ursinus (common wombat) is the source of this 696-nucleotide messenger RNA. RefSeq names its product olfactory receptor 287-like. NCBI's taxonomy places the organism in Eukaryota, Metazoa, Chordata, Mammalia, Diprotodontia, Vombatidae. Gene Ontology annotation, cellular component: membrane. The transcript has a single exon. The record is from RefSeq and is a predicted model, not a curated record. Gene Ontology annotation, molecular function: G protein-coupled receptor activity; olfactory receptor activity. The annotation marks the transcript as partial. Gene Ontology annotation, biological process: G protein-coupled receptor signaling pathway.
AUGGAAAAGAAGAACCUAUCCAACUUGGAGGAAUUUAUUCUCCUGGGAUUCCCAGGGACGCAGGGUUUGCAGAUAUCCCUCUUCCUGUUGUUCUUUGUCAUGUAUAUGCUCACUGUAACAGGCAACAUGGCCAUCAUCACACUGGUAUGGACCAAUCAUCACCUUCAGACCCCCAUGUACUUUUUCCUCUGUAAUCUCUCCUUCCUGGAGAUCUGGUUCACCACGGCCUGUGUCCCUAAGACCUUGGCUAACUUUGCAUCUCAGAGCAAAGCCAUCUCCUUCAUCAGCUGUGCCACUCAGAUGUACUUUGUCUUCUUCCUGGGGUGCACUGAGUGUUUUCUCCUGGCUGUGAUGGCAUACGACCGCUAUCUGGCCAUCUGCUAUCCUCUGCGAUACAGUUCCAUCAUGACUCACAUUGUCUCAGCCCGUCUUGCCCUGGGUUCCUGGAUGUGUGGCUUCUCAGUCAUCAUGGUGCCCACUGUCCUCAUCACUCGCCUCUCCUUUUGUGCCUCCAACGUUAUCAACCACUUCUUUUGUGACAUUGCCCCAUGGAUCGUGUUAUCCUGCACUGAUACCUGGGUGGUAGAAAUGGUAUCUUUUGGGAUUUCCUUUUGUGUCAUCUUGGGUUCCUGCAUUGUCACCUUGGUCUCCUACAUCUAUAUCAUCUCCACCAUCGUGAAGAUCCCCUCAGCCCAG